GCGCCACAGCAGCGUAACCCUGACAAGCUUCUCUAGCACCGUUCUCUUUCUGUUUCGAGGUAAUUUUUUCAUCAGUCUCAAACGGACUCUUCUAUUCAACUUCACCUUCGCCAUUGAAGAACUCCCCCUGUGACCGCUACUUUCUUUCCUUUCUCUCUCUGGUAAUUAACACGAUGUCGUUGAGGCGUUUCUUAGGCUAUUCUGAUGGUGAGGUCAUGAGGUCUGAUGCAAAACCUUGUUCUAGGCUAAUGAGGCAUACAGCUGGAAUUUUUAGUGUUGGUGGAGCACUAGCAUUUUGGGUCCUGUGCCGAAUGCACUAUGGUCCUCGAAUUACAAUUCCCAGGAGUCUUCGAUGGGCAACAUGUGGAGCUGUUACUGUAAGCUCAAGUACGGCUUUGCUGGUUCGUUUGUUUAGUCCUGAAUGUGAGCCCCAGAAUAUCGCUGCUUAUGACAAUAAAAAGUAACAUUGAUAUUAUUACCCCUUUCCUUUUUCCCUACUUGUUAAUAUAAAAAGGGGGAAAUGAUUAGUUUAUGAUGUGGUGUUAUAAUAACCUUUUGUACCCGGGGAAAUGAACUUGCGUGAUUGAAAUCUCAUCACUCUAAUAACAUUAUGAUACACUUGCAAAGAA
Cajanus cajan (pigeon pea) is the source of this 629-nucleotide messenger RNA. RefSeq names its product 40S ribosomal protein. Lineage: Eukaryota; Viridiplantae; Streptophyta; Magnoliopsida; Fabales; Fabaceae. The record is from RefSeq and is a predicted model, not a curated record.